GGCUCGCUCGGUAGUUGCACUCUGCAGACGCGUUCGUCUAGUACGUUUAAUCGUUCGCUUAUUAAUGAAUUUUUAUUUCGUUUAUUGUUUUUGUUAUUUGCUACGUAUAUGUAGUUAAUGGGAGUUUUCAAUGUAUGAAUAAUAAAUUCGUAUGGAUAUGUUUAAUUUAAUGCGAAAUAUAAGUACUGUGUCAAGCAACGAAAGUUAAAAAAAAAUCGCGAAAUAAAUUCCAGAUUUUCAUUGUAGAGGAUAGUAGCGCCUUGCCUUCUUGUUAGGGACACUCAUACUACUUUGAACAUAACUGUAUAUCUGAUAAAUUUAUUAUUACCGACAAUGUUGAAGUUCAAAAAUAUUCCAAACCCAGACCACCCAAUUUUAAUAUGACAGCGACACCUCAGGAACCUAAAUGGAGUUUGGAGCGACGUGAGUCGUCGGGUCACUUGGUUUGGCGGAAGGAGUCUCCCAGUUCUAAAGUACGUUUUCGUUUUGAUGUUGAAGUAUUGGAAUUUGAGAAACAUCCCCAUGAAGAUAUUGAAUACAAAAAAGGCGGAUAUUCUGCUAGCAAUAUUACUUCAACUAUAGCACUCUGUGCUACAUGUGUUGCGGCGGUGGCUAUUAGCGUUUUUUUACCAUGGUAUCUUAUGGAUAAGGCGCUAUCAAGGGGUUCAUAGUUUUAUACUUUUAUGACCGAGGGAACGAAAAUGUAUACACGUUGGCCAUUUUAUGCGAAGUUAUACUUAUCGAAUCCAUUUACGUGAAGAGAAACCCGCUCUGUGUUAUCGUGCGAUAGAAAAUAGGUUGAUACACAUCAUCGGAACAGCAUAAAUAACAAUUUCAAUUAAAAAUUUCGAACAUGUAAUAAAACUUACCAGAUAGAAUAAAUUUAAUGACUCGCAAAUUUAUAUAUAUGAAUUUACGCUUAAAUAUUUAUAUGUCAAACAUUAUAAUUAGUAUUGUACAAAGAUAAGUGCCUUAAAAUUAAUUAAGAAAUAUUUGAAAAACAUUAUUAGAAUUUAUAUUCAUUUUAAAACUAGUGAGAUUAAUCUGUGAUCUUAAAAGCAUCGCCCAAUAUCAAUAUUCACCGAUGCUGUAGACUUAUUAAAUAUUGGUAUUUUAAGUGCUAUAUGAUUUUCAAUAAAUAAAAUCUUUUAUUUACUGUACACAACUUAAUAA
Molecule: messenger RNA, 1173 nt
Organism: Bactrocera neohumeralis
Lineage: Eukaryota; Metazoa; Arthropoda; Insecta; Diptera; Tephritidae
Exons: 6
Coding region: 381-671 (96 amino acids)
Source: RefSeq, a predicted model, not a curated record